Messenger RNA from Eimeria mitis, 6090 nucleotides. Its product is annotated as ulp1 protease family, C-terminal catalytic domain-containing protein, putative. Bases 1 to 6090 code for a protein of 2029 amino acids. The transcript has 4 exons. Gene Ontology annotation, biological process: proteolysis. Gene Ontology annotation, molecular function: cysteine-type peptidase activity. The record is from RefSeq and is a predicted model, not a curated record. NCBI's taxonomy places the organism in Eukaryota, Apicomplexa, Conoidasida, Eucoccidiorida, Eimeriidae.
AUGGAAAGAAGCCGAGAUAUGGAGGCGCAUCUGCGACCUCUUUCUCCCCUGCAGGGCUCUCCUGAAGAGGAAUUGGAGGGGAGAUCUGGCCUUUUUGACCGACAUCCUCAGGAGCGUGCUGGUUGCGGCAGGUUCAGUCCUAAUUGCACAGAACACAUGCACCAAACCUACACAGAGAAAGAAUUGGGUCCAGAGAUUCCUCGAAGGAUGCAAGUACCUACUCCAGUUCAGCUGUGCGCAUCCCAGGGCCCCCAAACGGCAGCCGUGUUGACUUCUGCGAAGGAACACGGCUGCGCGCGUUCUCGGGCACUGAAGUCAUUGGAGGCCCCGCUACAGCAUGUGAAGCCUCUGAAUUCUCCAGGUAAUUUCGUUGCACGCCAUGCAUGCGGAGGCCUUUCUUCAGAAAGUUUUCCAGAUGCCAUGCAGCCGCCAAUUGCGAUACACGGACCACGUGGGGAAAAUGGAAUGUCUCAAGCUUGUCGCAGUGCACCAGGGCUGCACAGCUCUAUGGUACACGGUAAUUCGCUGACUCCAAGCUGCUGUAGCCCUGGGACAGACUUGCCAGCAGCAGACCCGGCAGGACGGUCAUCAGAAACAGCACCAGAGGGCAGUACCUGGGCUAUUAACAAGGCGGGCGAAGCCCCUGCUGCACUGCACCGUAACGAACUGUUGGUAGGAGGCUCACGCGGACUGAUUGGAAGCUCUCGAGGGGAAAUACAUGAACGGAAACAUCUUUGUGGGCCUUCGCACUUUGUUGUCACCAACUCGUUGCCAGCAGUAGGGCGUCGAAGCAAGGAGAUGGGGGGCGCCAGAGUUGCCUCCACAACCUCAAGGCAAAACGAUCCAACAUCGCCCAGAUCCAGCGCAUGGUGCCUUCAAACAGGCGCAGGAGCACCAUCACCUGCGUCAGCGGCGAACAGAGGGAGAUUCUCACCGAAUAUGUUAUCUACGGCUGGAUCAAGGGUAACGCGCAGUCAGACAGCAGCUGCAGCGCUGAAUGAGGUGGUCCGAAUAGAAGAUUCCUCUGAUGAAGAGGCAGGACGGGGGGUCACCCACGAACAUGGUAUUCAUUCUGCCGAAGCGGAUCAGGGCAACUGUCAUUCCACGGUUGAAGCUGCAAAUGGAAGGCUCCCUUUAAAUCCUUUGUCUGGACUUUCACGGGGGGUGAUGGGGGGUAGAACUGAAGCAGCGGCUGCCUUUCUCGUGUUUGUGGCGGCGUUGGUUCGACCGGACGGGCACGGUUGUGUGCUUAGUGCCGAAGUGCUCAGCAGGGUUGCAGCAGAGUCUGCAGUGGUGCAGCCUCACCAGCAGCGCCGUAGCUGCAGGGAGGAGGCAUCCACUUCAGCAGCCGAAGCCAAGGGAGCAGCACCACACAGGCUUGAUGGAGACGGCUGCGCAGCAAAGGGUGUGCUGGUGUUGCAGGCAGAUCCAGAGGAUGGCUGCGUAUCGCUUGAUCUAUGGCAUCCGCCGCCAGAACCGGCUCUAAAGGUCUCUGAAGCCGGGCAAAAGCUUCAUGCCGAGGCUGCCCUUGGCAAGCCAGUUGAGCUGCCUUCUAGCAGCAUAGUUAGCCUCCUCUGCUUUCCCAAGAGCUUAAUUUCGCACUUCAGGUGGUUAGGCCUUGGCGGUGCAGCGAGCCUUCCAAGCGUCCUGAAGUCAGAAGCAGACGGCGAGAAAGGAACAGCUGGGGGCUGGAGUUGCUGCAGCAGAGCGGUGUGUUGUUGCUGCUGUCGUGGAAGUACUACAGAUCGCAGGCGCAUGUGUGCAAAAGACAAAGAUAGAAAUCACGCGAUAGCGCACACAACAAUGCCGGGAGAUAAGCCUGGAGAGGGACAAACUGGCGUGGGUCGUCCCCACUGUAGGGGCGACAGACUGAACUUACAGACCAUCGUUGACCAUAGCUGUUCCCAUCGAGGAGAAAACUCUGUUCCACCAGCUUCCGGGCUAUUCGCCUUGAAGAGUGUUGCUGUCGCUAUGCGGCGCUCGCCGUCAGCGGAAGCAACGCAGCCCAUUAGCGCGCUGCCACGUGAAGGUACGUCGACAGCUAAAAGUGAUGCGUCUGUGGCUGGCGAGUAUGAGAGGCACAUAACCAUGAAGAAGAAGAGAUCCAGCACACGCAGUGGGCCCAAGCACAGCGGUUCAAAAGAACACGAACGUGUGGGGCAGGCGUUGGAAAAGCGUUCUUCCGGUGGCCACCACAGGAGACAAUGUAGGAGCAGCAGCGCAAGCAGACCGAGCAGUUCCACCCAGAUUAAACCGAGCCAAAACUGCAGGCGGGAAGGAAGGGAACGGCCCAUUAGGGAGGAAGGAUCUGUCCCCCAAGGAAACGGAACUAAGAGUCAUUCCAGCCAUCCCCUUUCAGUUGAAAAAAAGGAACAAAUACACGGGAUUUCCACCCCGCGCAACGCCCUGAUUGUGACGGACGGAAAGCCUUUACAUGGCAGACUACUUCCCCAAAGCGACGUGGCGUCUUCACCUUCGUGUACUUCCACUCACUUCGAAUCUAAGAGGGAUGACACAGCUAAGAAGAACAAGAGGGAUAGCAGCAGUAAUCGAUACGGCACUUCUGGUAGUGCGGAGGAAAAGGAUAUGGAGCGUCAGCAGCAUUUAGGCGAGGGACCUUCGACGUUUGGGAGCUUGUUGGCCUUGGGCUCAACUCGAAGUAAAGAACAACAAACAAAGGAAAAAGGGGCGCCACGGGAGCAUCUUCCCGUCAGGGAAUUAGGACCUGAGGUUGCGUCUGCCCACGAUUCAAAGUUGCAUUACGGCCGCAGUCUCAGCUGCAGCGAAUGCCGGAAGGCCUCAGGCUGCCACGCCUCUUCACAAGAUGGGCAUGCUGUUCCCGUCCUCUGUUUGGAGCUUCAGCAGUCUCAGGCAAACAAGUUAUACUGCAGCGAUCUGCUGCAGAAGGUACUUGACCAGGAAUGGAGGAAUAGCAUGCGUUGCGUUGCUUCGUCCCUUCAAGAGGGCCAACUCACCGGAGGAAAUUCGCCGGACGCGAUAUGCAGGAGCUCCUCUGAAAUUCCAGAUCCCCAGAAACCCAUAGCCCACACCAAUAGCUCCGGUCAUGGGAGGCCCCACACGAAAAUCGAAAGAAGUAGUAGGGACAGCAAGCGCAGGGGGAGAAGCGACAGUAGCAACCGCGCCAGCAGUCCCAGUAUCAAUGGCAACAGUUUUGAAGGCAGUUCCAGCGUUAGCAGCGGCAGCACUAAAGACAUCAAAAUUGCCAAUGGCCAUUGCCACGCUUCCGGGGAAUCUCCCGCGGAAGGCAGCAAUGGGCAUUCUGACCGACCUCGUUCCAGCACGGGCAAGCGCAGCUCGAGGACACGGUCUUCCACCACCAAGCAUGAGCGAAGUAGCAGUUCAAGGCGACGCUGUAGGAGCAGCAGUAGCAGGCGGAAGAAACUCCGACGCGAAGUGUCAUUUAGUUCAACUGUAGCAGCAACGGCUGCUGGCUGCAGGAAGGAGGUGUGUCACAGUCCAGUGAAGGAGUCGUUGCCUCAGCGAGACGUUUGUUGCGAUGGCACUGCUGGCAGUAGCUCCACGCAACUCGUGUAUCGGAACAUCGCAAGUUCUAACAUAAAUUUCACCGAAGGUGGAGCUUGUCAACAUCUACAUUUUCUGGAUGGCAGCAGUACAGAAAUCGCAAAUUCGGCACCCGCCUUGGAGCCCUCUAUAACAGGAGAGAAACCGUCUCUGGCAAUUAAGACAAUUGACGAAUCUUCUUUAAGCACACCUAUGGAGUCUUCCAAGAAAAGGGGCCCGUGGCUACUCCUUUGCAUUGGUCCUGCCUUGCACGUUACUCCUUCAGCAGAGAACUCAACAACAGCAGGAGAGGGAGACCAAAGUGACUCUCACCUUGUCGAGGCGGCGCCAGUUGUGCAAAGCGUGUGUCGCUCAACCCAUGAAGACAAAACGGGCAACGGGAGCGGAACCAAGCUACGGCUGUGUGAGGCGGAAGUUCCCGCUUACUGCAGGGAUGACUUCCUAUCUCUCUUCCAGGUCCUUCUUCCAUCGAAUCCCGUAUCUGGAGCGUUUUUUGACCGCUUCAGGGGGACGGGGCUUGCUUGCGAACCUACUAACGUCGCAGAUCUUCUAGCAUUCUUUACAGGCUGCAUCGCAGAGCAUAAAGAGGCCCCUUCAGAAAACCAAGAGAACAGCGGUCAGGAGCUGCCAAAAGGCCAACCACACGUCUCCAAGGUGUUGCACAAGUUUUUGAUGAGUAGUAUUGGACCCUGGAAAGCAUUGUGCAAGGGCAGAAGGGCAAUUUCUAGUUUCUCGAUUGAACGUUUGGUCUCCUGUUGGAGUGCGCGGGGGCGUCGGGCUGCUGUAGACUCAUCGAUACCUGGUGGAAGUGAGGAUCCCACGAAUUUGCCGUGUGAUCCUGCAGCGCCUGUCAGCAGAUCUGCGCUGCCCAUAGCAGAUAUUAAGGGGCAAGCACCAGCAAGACCAGCGCCGGCUGGGUCCCCACCGGUAUUUGAUCUUCUGCUAGACGAGAGAACUUUACGGCGCCUCAGCGAAAAGGAGUUCUUGGAUGAUACUAUCAUCGAUUUUUGUCUAGGCUUCAUAGUUGACCAUAUUCUGACGCCGGAGGAGAGGCUUCGUGUGCAUAUUUCCAACACCUUUUUUCUCUCUGCCCUUAUGGAGCAGAGGUGCGAAAUGGAGGCGCAUACUCGCUUGACUCGAUGGCUCAAAAAAGAGCUCACACCCCUUCCCAAGAAGGACUUCAUAUUUAUUCCUGUUCACCACAAACACCAGCACUGGAGUCUUGCCGUGGUAGUUUACCCAUGGCGCGCCAUCAACCCCUCCCAAACCAACGCAGAGGGUGGGACUGUACGGACAGCUGAGAAUUCUGUCUCUAAACCGGAAAUCAGCAAGCCUUUGGACGAUGUCCAGCAACUUUACCCACUGGAUAUGCCUACUCACCAGCCUGGCAUCAAUGGAUCUCCGAAAAGCCUGGCGAUAGGAAGGGUUGCACCCUCCCUAACGGCGAAAUGCCGAGGCGUCGAUGUAGCGCAUGCAUCAGCUUCCCUGAAGGCUUCGGGGCAACACGCACAAAAGCCUUCGCGUCAGAAGGCUCGACUGUUUCACGUAGACUCCAUGGGCCUCCGCAGCGUGUUUGACCGCUGCCGUGGCCGGCUCAAGAGGUUCCUGCGGCAAGAGUUCGAGCAUCGGUGUGCAGGUGAACUGAAGAGUGGCGAGAGGGUGGAGCUGUGUACGGAUAGUUGUUGUUGGCACGAUGGCCACAGCUGCACCUUGCACACGCCACGUCAGCAGAAUGGGUACGAUUGUGGCGUAUUUGUAAUUGAGUAUGUGUAUUUUCUAACGCGCAACCUCAAUGCAAUCGAGACACUGCUUGUAGGUCCGUCGCGUGAUUGCCAGUUACAGCAGCGUUAUGCUCAACAGCCUGCCGCUGGCUCGAUCACCCCUAGUACCUAUGGCUGCCUUGGCCGUGUCGAUGCUACAGUUGAGACUAAAAGGCAGGGCAAGCUUCUCGAAGCUGCUUUAGGCUUCCACUGCCCUUGUAUGGAAGCUGCGUUACCAUCGCAGUUGCCCAUAGGUGCCGGAUCAGCAUUUGGGCUACCUUACAAUUUGAAAGCUCGCUUGGCUGAGCUUAGGCAGGCACACGCAGCACUUUUUGGGUCUUCAAACACUCUAAUCUCCAGGCAGCGAGAACUGCAGCUCCAGGCAAGCGUGCAGCCGACACCACCCGGCGCCUCUCAGGGGAAUGGCGCAAGCCAAGAAUUUACUCCCCAGCCAGCGGAGAAGACUCGUUUCUCGAUGAGGCCGCGUGAAGCGCCUGGGCUUCAUGGGAGACAGGAUUUGACAGCAGUGAUUCAACUACCAGAUACUCACAUCACCGAUGGCAGAGCUGCGUCAAAGCAGCAAUGCCCCGCGUGGGGCCCGUUACCGCUUUGUAUCAGCAAACGGAGGUCUUCCCACACGAAGUGGUUUUCACAGAACCGCGUUACUGAAAGGCGGUCGCAGUUACACAAGAUGUUGCUGUUCAUGCGACAGAACAUGUAUUGGCGGGAGGACCCGAAGCUUAUCGCGCACCUCAAGUCGGUGUUCUUGAGUAUUGACAACUCGUGA